Molecule: messenger RNA, 398 nt
Organism: Funneliformis caledonium
Lineage: Eukaryota; Fungi; Glomeromycota; Glomeromycetes; Glomerales; Glomeraceae
Source: the annotation of a GenBank genome assembly
ACUUUAUAGACAUGGGUAAACGUAAAACUAAAAGGAAGCCAGCGCCAAAGAAAAAAUUGGUGCUUGAUACUCAGUUUGAUUGUAUUGCUUGUAACAACGAGAAAUGCGUUGACGUUAAAAUGCAACGAGACGCAAAAGUUGGUAAUUUAAAUUGUAGAUUAUGUGGUAUUAAAUUUCAAUCGCCAAUUAAUCCGUUAAGUGAUCCUGUUGAUGUGUAUUAUGAAUGGGUUGACGCUUCACAAGCGAACAAACCCGAAGACUCUCGUAGAGGCUCUGCCGAUUUAUCAGAUGAAGAAUUAAAUUAUCAUGACAAAGAUUUGAGGGAUAUUAGUGAUGCUGAAGAUGACAGUAGAUUAAGAGGUAGAUCAGACUUUGGAGAUGAUGAAGAAUAUGAUUAA